Nannospalax galili (Upper Galilee mountains blind mole rat) is the source of this 1374-nucleotide messenger RNA. RefSeq names its product RNA polymerase III subunit G like (gene Polr3gl). The transcript has 8 exons. Bases 153 to 803 code for a protein of 216 amino acids. Lineage: Eukaryota; Metazoa; Chordata; Mammalia; Rodentia; Spalacidae. The record is from RefSeq and is a predicted model, not a curated record. Gene Ontology annotation, cellular component: RNA polymerase III complex. Gene Ontology annotation, biological process: transcription by RNA polymerase III.
GCCGGAAGAACCCACCAAUGGAGAGCUCCGGGAGGCGGGUGUAGAACGCUGGCUGGAGGAAGAAAAGCAAAUUUCAAGUUGGCCGCUGCGUGGGCCUCGAGUGGGGGAGGGACGGCAGGUUUUUAUCACAGAGUAUCCAGGCCCCCUCCACCAUGGCCAGCCGGGGUGGGGGCCGGGGUCGUGGCCGGGGCCAGUUGACCUUCAACAUGGAGGCUGUGGGCAUUGGGAAGGGUGAUGCUUUACCCCCACCCACCCUACAGCCUUCACCGCUCUUCCCUCCUUUGGAGUUCCGCCCAGUGCCACUACCCUCAGGAGAGGAGGGGGAAUAUGUUCUGGCACUGAAGCAAGAGCUACGUGGGGCCAUGAGGCAGCUCCCCUACUUCAUCCGGCCAGCUGUCCCCAAGAGAGAUGUGGAACGUUACUCGGACAAAUAUCAGAUGUCAGGGCCUAUUGACAAUGCCAUCGAUUGGAACCCUGAUUGGCGGCGUCUACCCCGAGAGCUGAAGAUUCGGGUGCGGAAGUUACAGAAGGAGCGGACCACUAUUCUACUUCCCAAGAGGCCCCCUAAGACCACAGAAGAUAAAGAGGAAACAAUACAGAAACUAGAGACACUAGAGAAGAAGGAAGAAGAAGUGACUUCCGAGGAAGAUGAAGAGAAAGAUGAAGAAAAGGAAGAGGAAGAAGAAGAGGAAUAUGAUGAAGAAGAACAUGAAGAGGAAACUGACUAUAUCAUGUCAUAUUUUGACAAUGGAGAGGACUUUGGAGGUGACAGUGAUGACAAUAUGGAUGAGGCAAUCUACUGAAAAAGGCACUAGAAUCACCCUGGGCCCCCCGUCUUUCUUGAUUUGAGAAAUAGGGGCUAAGUGUCCCUGUUAUUUAGAGUUGUUGUUGUUGUUGUUGUUGUUGUUGCAGGGUCUCUUGAUAGUACAGGCUGAUUUUGAACUCACUGUGUAGCUGAGGCUGGCCUUGAACUCCUGAUCCUCCUAUUUCCACCUCCUAUAUCAUGGGAUUACAGGAGUCUACCACCACACCCAGCUUUCUAUUAUUUACUUUUGUGGAAAAAAAAUCAUUUGGUCAGAGUCCAGAUGACUAUGUGUUCUCUGGAAACCAGAAUGGAGAGCAAUGACAUACAGCUGCCUUUUCUACCUCCUCCCACCCUGUAUCACCCUUCAUGUAAUGGGGAAAGAAGGAAGGACCAAUGCCAGCAUAGCAUGAAAACUGUUGAAAGUGUCACUGAGUUGUUCAAGCUGAGACAGCUGUAUGUACCCCUUUACCCAGUUUUUACAAGCUUUGUGGGCAACACUUGGGGGGUGGGAACAGUGAGGAGUAAGACCUGUUUUAUAUUUUUAAAUAAAAUGUUUUUAUGUGUCUGUC